CGAGGCGGCUUUUCCAGAGCGCAGGCUGGGGCUGACAGGCAGCGCGAGCCCAGCGCACCCCGCAAAGCUGAGUGUGCAGGACGCGCCCCACCACACCCACCCCACGGCCACUGAAUGCGACUUCCAGGCUACCGCUCGCUGCCUGCAGCGCCCCGCCGGAGGUCGCCUAGCUGAGGCGCGACCAGCGCGCCUGCAGCCCGUGCGCUCACCUGCCAGCCUGCGCGCCAUGGGACAACCCGGGAACAGCAGCGUCUUCUUGCUGGAGGCCAACAGAAGCCAGGAGUCGGAUAACAAUGUCACGCAAGAACGGGACGAGGCGUGGGUGGUAGGCAUGGGCAUUCUCAUGUCUCUCAUUGUUCUAGCCAUCGUGUUUGGUAACGUGCUGGUCAUCACAGCCAUCGCCAAGUUUGAGCGUCUGCAAACGGUCACUAACUACUUCAUCACCUCGCUGGCCUGUGCUGACUUGGUCAUGGGCCUGGCAGUGGUGCCCUUUGGGGCCAGCCACAUCCUCAUGAAAAUGUGGUCUUUUGGUAAUUUCUGGUGUGAGUUUUGGACGUCCAUUGACGUGUUGUGCGUCACCGCCAGCAUAGAGACCCUGUGUGUGAUCGCUGUGGAUCGUUACUUUGCCAUCACGUCACCCUUCAAGUACCAGAGCCUGCUGACCAAGAAUAAGGCCCGGGUGGUCAUAUUGAUGGUGUGGAUUGUGUCAGGCCUUACUUCCUUCUUGCCCAUCCAGAUGCAUUGGUACCGGGCUACCCACCAGGAGGCCAUCAACUGCUAUGCCAAAGAGACCUGCUGUGACUUCUUCACGAACCAAGCCUAUGCCAUCGCCUCCUCCGUCGUGUCCUUCUACUUGCCCCUGGUAGUCAUGGUCUUUGUCUACUCCAGGGUCUUCCAGGUGGCCAAAAGGCAGCUCCAGAAGAUCGACAAAUCUGAGGGCCGCUUUCAUGCCCAAAACCUCAGUCAGGUGGAGCAGGAUGGGCGAGGUGGACAUGGCCAUCGGCGGUCCUCCAAGUUCUGCUUGAAGGAACACAAAGCCCUCAAGACUUUGGGCAUCAUCAUGGGCACCUUCACCCUCUGCUGGCUGCCCUUCUUCAUUGUCAACAUCGUGCAUGUGAUCCAGGACAAUCUCAUCUCUAAGGAAGUUUACAUCCUCCUAAACUGGGUGGGCUAUGUCAAUUCUGCUUUCAACCCCCUUAUCUACUGCCGUAGCCCAGAUUUCAGGAUUGCCUUCCAGGAGCUUCUGUGCCUGCGCAGGUCUUCCCUGAAGGCCUAUGGGAAUGGCUGCUCCACAAACAGCAACGGCAAAAGCGACUACACGGGAGAGCAGAGUGGAUAUCACCUGGGGCAGGAGAAAGAGAGUGAACUGCUAUGUGAGGAGCCCCCAGGCACACCAGACUUUGUGAACUGUCAAGGUACUGUGCCCAGUGAUAGCAUUGAUUCCCGAGGGAGGAACUGUAGUACAAAUGACUCACUGCUGUAAUGCAGUUUUUCUGCUUUUUAAGAUUCCUCCCUCCCCAAGGAACACUAAACAGACGAUUUAACUUGAGUGUAAUGAAUUUAGAAUAAAAUUG
This is a messenger RNA of Elephantulus edwardii (Cape elephant shrew), 1574 nucleotides long. RefSeq names its product adrenoceptor beta 2, surface (gene ADRB2). Gene Ontology annotation, molecular function: norepinephrine binding; beta2-adrenergic receptor activity. The coding region runs from base 227 to 1483 and encodes 418 amino acids. The transcript has a single exon. The record is from RefSeq and is a predicted model, not a curated record. NCBI's taxonomy places the organism in Eukaryota, Metazoa, Chordata, Mammalia, Macroscelidea, Macroscelididae. Gene Ontology annotation, cellular component: membrane. Gene Ontology annotation, biological process: norepinephrine-epinephrine-mediated vasodilation involved in regulation of systemic arterial blood pressure; adenylate cyclase-activating adrenergic receptor signaling pathway; negative regulation of smooth muscle contraction.